CUCCAUGAUUAUUAUUCAUGCUCUCCUGCUCCUCGUGCUAAUUCCGCUCGCCGCAGCACAGCCGUGGACCAACUGCGGCAGAGGCCAAGGCAACUACUCGGCAGGCAGCACAUACGAGACCAAUCUCCUAGACCUCCUCCUCGGCACCCUCUGCCAUAACGCCUCCUCGUCGCCGACCCUAUUCGCCAAAGGAUCCCUCGGUGCCGCGCCGGACACUGCCUGGGCCCUGAUUCUCUGCCGAGGCGACGUCAGCGCCAAGAUGUGCUACGAAUGCGUCACCUGGGCUGGUCACUACGCGGCCACAGCCUGCAACCGCAGCAGGGACGUGGCCCUCUGCUGCGACCAGUGCUACGUCCGCCUAGCCGACCACAACUUCUUCGACCCCAACGGCAACGCCGGCGUGGUAUCGUCCUUGAGCGCUCUAGGUAUCACCAACGGGGACGUCGUCGGCUACGACUGGGCCCUCACUGGCCUGUUCAGCUCCACGGUGAAGUAUGCGGUGGACAACUCCUCCAGGAUGUUCGCCAUGGGGUAUUCGGCAGAGACCGAGCCGGGGAUCUACUCGGCGGCGCAGUGCGCGGCGGACCUGUCGCGGCCGCAGUGCCGAAACUGCCUACAAGGCCUCAUGGGCAUGUGGCGGACCACGUUCCUGCGGAACACGCGGGGCGCGAGGCUGGCUGAAUCCUCGCCGGGCAUGCUGAGGAAGCUGGUGCCGGAGCCGCCGGCCUCGUGGUCAUUGGCGGUCGGGCACACCUCCGGCUCGUCGUCCUCCACAAACUUGGUGAAGAUCUCGACGAUCUCCUGCUUCCGCCGGCGGAGGAAGGGGUGGUUGCCCUCCACCUCGUACUCCGACUCAAAGGACUCAAGGAGCACCUGCUGCUCUGCCAAGUGGUCCGCCUGGGCCGCAUCGAACUCCGCCAUGGCAUUGUCCAUGUCGAAGCCCGCAGGCUCUAGAUCGUCCUCUGCCGCCUUCUCCGGCCGCUCCUUCUCCGUGUCCUUCUCCGCCGUCUCUGGCUCCUUCUCCUGGCGUACCAGGAGGGCCGUCACAAAGAUUAUGAUAAUAGUUUUGACAUCAUCAGUUGCGACCUUGCUAUUCUCGUGUAUUUAUGUGCUGAUAUGGCAUAGAAAAGGAAGAAGACUAUGGUUUCUCCUUUGCAAGAAGACUAGCGGAAACAAUGAAAAUAAUUACGAGGCCAUGAUUGCAUCGUAUGGAUCCCUAGCUCCAAAACGAUACACGUACUCAGAGGUAAUGAAGAUAACAUCCUCUCGCAGCAAUGAGCUUGGAAAAGGUGGUUAUGGUGUGGUUUUCAAAGGAACCCUACUUGAUGGCCGUCUAGUAGCAGUGAAAUUCUUGCAUGAAUGCAAAGGAAACGGGGGCGAGUUUGUGAAUGAGGUUAUGAGCAUUGGCAGGACUUCUCAUGUAAAUGUUGUUAGCUUGUUUGGGUUCUGUUUGGAGGGAUCAAAACGAGCUCUUAUAUAUGAGUACAUGUCCAACAAUUCCUUGGAUAAGUUCAUUUACUCAGAGGACCCCAAGGAAAUUUUAGGAUGGGAUAAGCUCUAUGUAAUAGCAAUCGGGAUUGCUCGUGGCCUCGAAUACUUGCACCAUAGUUGUAAUACACGCAUCGUACAUUUCGACAUCAAGCCACAAAAUAUCCUUCUAGACAAGGAUUUUAGCCCCAAAAUUGCUGAUUUUGGUCUAGCUAAAUUGUGUCAUACAAAAGAAAGCAAGGUUUCAAUGACCGGUGCUAGAGGAACAAUUGGAUUCAUCGCUCUAGAAGUUCACUCUCGAACCUUCGCUCCAGAAGUUCACUCUCCAGAAGCCUCACACUCUCAGUCUCAGUCAGUCAACACUCAGCAGCAGUAG
Molecule: messenger RNA, 1864 nt
Organism: Triticum aestivum (bread wheat)
Lineage: Eukaryota; Viridiplantae; Streptophyta; Magnoliopsida; Poales; Poaceae
Product: G-type lectin S-receptor-like serine/threonine-protein kinase LECRK3
Exons: 4
Coding region: 5-1864 (619 amino acids)
Biological process (GO): protein phosphorylation
Molecular function (GO): ATP binding; protein kinase activity
Source: RefSeq, a predicted model, not a curated record